Molecule: messenger RNA, 1851 nt
Organism: Spirometra erinaceieuropaei
Lineage: Eukaryota; Metazoa; Platyhelminthes; Cestoda; Diphyllobothriidea; Diphyllobothriidae
Source: the annotation of a GenBank genome assembly
AUGCUGAGUUCAGAUCUGUUGCUCACACACUACGACCCGACGCUGCCGAUCGUUGUUGCUGCAGAUGCUUCCAACCACGGAGUUGGUGCCGUCAUCUCACAUACUUUUCCUGAUGGGUCUGAAAAGGCGAUCAUGCAUGCAUCUCGCACGCUAACCCCUGCGGAGAAGAACUAUGGGCAAAUAUAGAAAGAAGCUCUAGCCCUCGUGUUUGCCGUCAAGAAAUUUCACAAACUGUUGUACAGUCGCAACUUCACGUUGUUGACGGAUCUCAAACCAUUGCUGUCAAUCUUCGGUUCGAAGAAGGGCAUUCCCGUCUACUCAGCCAGCCGACUUCACCGAUGGGCAACCAUCCUUCUUGGCUACGAUUUCGACAUUCGCUACUGUCGUACUACAGACUUUGGUCAGGCUGACGCCCUUUCUCGCCUCAUCAGCAAUCAGCAGGAACCGGAGGAAGAUACCGUGAUUGCAGCUAUUUCGAUUGAGGACGGUGUGCGCCGUCAGCUAUCAGACGCCAUACGAGGUAUCCCUGUCACUGCCGUGGACAUCCGACGUGCUACUGAACAGGAUCCUGUCCUCCGCCAGGCCAUCACCUACGUGCAGACCUGCUGGCCAACCACUGCUCUCGCUGGCGAUCUUCGCCAGCUCUUCCUCCGCCGAGCAUCGCUAUCUAUGGUUGACUCCUGCCUCAUGUUUGCAGACCGUGUGAUGAUCCCAUCUUCCCUCCGACCCACUGUACUACGCCAGUUCCAUGCGGCUCAUCCUGGUGCCAGCCGAAUGAAGUCUAUUGCUCGCAGUUUUGCCUACUGGCCUGAUAUCGACGGCGACAUCGACGACCUGGUUCGACGCUGUUCUCGAUGUCAGCAAGCUGCCAAGAUGCCGCCUCGUCAACCUCCAAUACCCUGGCAACCACCGGAGAGGCCUUGGUCACGCGUGCAUAUCGAUUUCGCUGGCCCACUUAACGGAGUCUCCUACCUAAUCUUGGUUGACGCCUACUCGAAAUGGCCCGAGAUUGCUCCGCUGAAUCCAGCAACCGCAUCUGCCACUAUCGCCUUCCUACGACGCAUCUUUAGCCAACAUGGCUUACCAGAAGUCCUGGUUUCAGAUAAUGGUUCUCAGUUUAUCUCGUCGACGUUUGAAGAUUUCUGCCGCCAGCACGACAUCCAGCAUCUUCGCUCCCCGCCCUACCAUCCUCAGUCUAACGGUCAGGCGGAGCGUUUUGUCGACACGUUUAAGAGAGCCCUCUUGAAAGCCCGUGGGGAGGGGACCACGGACGAGAUAGUCCAGGCGUUCCUGUUUUCCUACAGGACGACACCGAACCCGGCGUCCCCUGGUAACGUUUCUCCUGCCGAAGCGUUGAUGGGCCGAAAACUGCGUACAACGUUUCAUGCCCUCGUCCCUACCGAUGCGCAGCCCGCGCAGACUUCUCCAGUUUCUCGCAGCAAGCUCUCCAUCGGAACACCUGUCUUCGUUCGUGAUUAUCGAGCGGGGUUCCCAGACUGGAUUGAAGCAACCGUAGUAUCGCACAGAGGCAGUAUGUUGUUUGACGUCGACGUUGGUGAUGACAUCUGGGUUCGCCACCACAACCAGAUCCGACGGCGACAUUGCAGUAACACAACUGGGCUCGAUUCGGCGCCGUCACUCUCUCUCGACAUCCUACUGGAUACCUUCGCCAUUCCGGCAGAUCAGUCGGUUCCCGAACCCACUUCUGCGCUCCCUUCGGAUAUACCAUCCUCGGUAUCAGUUACCGCUCCCGUAUCUCCAGGCAUUAAACCACGACUAAGACGCCGGACCAACCGCGUGCGCCGAUCAACACGUCCGAUGCAGGUCAACCCACGCCAGAAGCGGUACUGA